GAACACAGAAUGACAGAAGAACCCUAUUUUUCCCAUGUCUGUCUAUCUGGAUAGUCUGUUGACCAACGUUGGCUUGAAUUAGCCAAUUCUUGUAGACUCGAAAAUCGUUGCUUUCCUCUCACACCCAACCAUGGAAGCCAAGUCAAUGUUCCUACAUUCCAAAACAAUCCCAUUCUGUUCUGCUUUCACUGAUAGACCCAACUUCUCUCUCAGACCUUUUCGUAAACACCUACAGGGCAAUUCAAUAAACCACAGCUCUCACUUACACCAUAGCCUUAAACCCCUCAAGAACCCAUCAAAUUUAUGUCUUUCACAAAACCCAUUCUCAUCAUCACCAACAAGAACAAGAAGAAGCGCCCAUUUGUUACCUCCGCUCAAAUGCUCAUACUCCAGCACCUCAAGCUCAGAAUCUCAAACCCGAUUGCUAAAACUCCUCAAAAAUAUUUCCUUUGAUUCAUUCAAAGCUACCCUUUUUAAAUUAACCCCUUUUGAUGUCAUCAAGUGGUCUGGAAUCUUUUCCAUUGCAAUUGCAGCCACAAAAGGGACUGUCAAUUUGCUCUUGAGCCCCUUUUUCUGGAUGUACUUUAGCUGGACUUGGAUGUUUUGGCCUUGGUUUCUGGCUCUAUCAAUCGGGGUUUACGGGUUAUACUGCUUUCGGAAGCAUUUGCAAGGUGAAGCCAGCAUCUUUGAGCAACUUGCCAUUGUCACUUCAGUGUUUUCUUGGCUCACACUAGUCCCACCUGCCCAUUUCAAUGGCUUCCUUGAAGGUUGGCCUUAUGUGUUCUUCUUUGUCUACCAUUACUUCUUUUUCUUCAAUGUUAGCGUGAGGAAACGGUUAUAUGGAGAUUACUAUGCUCGCCCGCAUGACCCCAAGUGGGAUGUGAGCCCACCAAAGUGGUUGCGCCUUUUGUUCUGUGCCGGGGUCAUGGCUGGUCACUGGCUGGCUGCAUUUGAAGGGCCAGAGCUUCACCGCAUUCCUGGCGGGUGGAGCAAUGUAGGUAUUUGGAUUUUGAUAUUGGUGACUCUGCUAGUGCAAUAUAACUCAACAUUGUAUCUUGCAAAGUAUUCAGAAAAGGUGGUGGUGCCAACUGCUGUUGUACAGUUUGGGCCUUACCGGUGGGUACGCCAUCCAAUAUAUUCAUCUACGAUGCUUGUGUUUGCCACAUAUUUCAUUGCGCUUCGAGCACCUUUGAGCUUGCUAUUCAUCGUAGCAGUUUGUUCGUUGUACUAUGAUCAGAAGGCAAAACUGGAGGAGGCUUUGAUGGUUGAGACUUUUGGGGAGAGGUAUGUGGAGUAUGCGAGUAAAGUUAGGUACAAGUUCGUUCCUUUUAUCUAUUAGUUGGUCACAAGGUGUGCAGUUAUUAAUUCUGUAUUCUGAAGGAUAUAAUGUGUUGUACUUGAGUACUUGAGUUUUGAAAUCAAUAUGAGAAUGUUAGAUUUAUAGACAAGUUCAGCA
Prunus dulcis (almond) is the source of this 1456-nucleotide messenger RNA. RefSeq lists its product as uncharacterized. The coding region runs from base 131 to 1339 and encodes 402 amino acids. The transcript has a single exon. Lineage: Eukaryota; Viridiplantae; Streptophyta; Magnoliopsida; Rosales; Rosaceae. The record is from RefSeq and is a predicted model, not a curated record.